AUGGUUGGUAUUGAGCUUGCGUCAACUUUUACCGAUUCGUAUCUGGAAUUGUCCACGAACGUUACGAGGACCAGUGUCUCUGCACAGUCCUUGCUCUUCAAUACUUACAAUGUGACGAAUGGAGUCUAUACCGUGACACCCGGCAAUGAUGGCUCAUGCGACUAGCAGAUGUUUCGACUAGCUAUGAUGGACGAGACGAUCCCUCAGUCGAAUGGCAUCGCCCUUCCAGCCGCAACCUGUUGGGCGCCUGUAUCUCCUCAAACGGCAAUUGCCCAAGGCAUCUGCGAAGGCGUUACUUCUCCUGUUCGCCUUACGAGGGCCCUAUCUGCGUCUCAUCCCACGACUUUGUCGUGGGUGUGGGCUGGUGUGGAGACGGCACCGUAGACACGCCAUUCCCACACACAAAUUUCAGCUGGGAAACGCCUGGCGUGUACCUUUUUCAGGAAGACGCACCUGUGAAUGUGACAUGCCAAGGCAAUGUUUCGGCCCUGUUGGAGGAAGGCUUCGAUGGGAGCAUCUUCUGUACAGCGUGGGAGGUUUCUGUGGGUAUCCUCAUACCAUUCAGCGUCUCCUCGCCGAUCGCUCGUGACGAUAUGGGUAAACUGGGUAUCGAUGUUCUCGUAGCCGAAAACAACGCAAGUACGGGCCCAUGGUUUACAGUGAACCGCUAUGCUCUGACGGGCUCUUCUACAGACAACUCCUUCUGAAUCGGUUCAUGUUCAAUAUCUUUCUGGCGCGAUGAAGAAGCAGUAUUCUGUCCCGGUAAUCGGACUUUCGUAGCGGAACCCAACCGCAAGAGAGCAUUGGAUGUCGCACCUGUUGAUGGCUCUU
Molecule: messenger RNA, 831 nt
Organism: Saitoella complicata NRRL Y-17804
Lineage: Eukaryota; Fungi; Ascomycota; Saitoellomycetes; Saitoellales; Saitoellaceae
Exons: 1
Coding region: 156-707 (183 amino acids)
Source: RefSeq, a predicted model, not a curated record